Pimephales promelas (fathead minnow) is the source of this 1278-nucleotide messenger RNA. The record is from RefSeq and is a predicted model, not a curated record. Lineage: Eukaryota; Metazoa; Chordata; Actinopteri; Cypriniformes; Leuciscidae.
GUUUGCUUUCGCGCACCCGUUGUUGUGCGUUUCCUAACAACGCCAUCUUACAGAAAACAUCCGAUUAGAUAGGCAUUAUAACAGGCUAAAAAUUUUAUCUUCUUGAUUCUCAAUGUAAAACGACGGAGGAGGUGAACAGCACAGAAACAUCUGAUACUGGACACAUUGAUGUCGUUUGGACAACAGAGUCAGAUAUUUCAUAUCUGUCAAGACAACCAUGGCAAAUUAUGGUUAGACAAGUUUAUUGUGAUUGUAUAGCCUAUGCUUUUUAAAAAAUGUUUUAAUUAGUUUUAAUACUGUUUCAAACACAAGUCCGAAAAACAUCUGGCAAAAUCUAUAGAAAUUCAUGCAUUGGAUGAUCCAAUGGGAACAACUGCAUACAGUGAAGACUUCUGCUGGAAGCCUGUGUCAAAGACUGCCUGUACGUCUGCCACAGCAUCAGGAAACAGAAGGAACAACCCACACCCAAGCCAGGCAUUCAUGGUGUGGAGACAUAAUGCAGAUCAAAUUAAACACUUUGAUGGUAGUUCCUCUCUUCACCUUUCUUUGACUGAGAAGGCAAUCCAAAAGGCUCUGAGUGCCCACAGGUCAACCUACCAGACUGACUUUAUUGGAUUACCUCAAGGGAUUAUGAAGAACCAUGCAAGUUUUGCUCCUUUUAACCGCAGUCAUGCUGUCCAUUACUAUAACCAGACUGAAAUGAGAGACAGCUACCGCCCACCUCAAUCAAAACUUGAGCUUUUGGGGAACAACUCUCGCUAUGGGUGCAAUAAGCUACAUGGUAUAGCAACAAGGGGUAUUGUCCCAACAGUGAUUCACAGCCACAUCAAUAAUCAGGAAAACAUCAAACUGCAGACCACCUACAAUAAGCAUUUUGGAAGAGGACAUACAGAUGUCUCCUCAGUGCUCAACUCAAUCCCACCUCAGACGUUUCUACAGAUUUGUAAGAAAUUAUCUGAUAAAGAAAAGAAGGAUUUGAAGACAAUGCACAUAAGCAGCUCCUCUUCUCGUAGAUGUAAGGUGAAGAAUACUGGUGUAUUCAUGCAAGCCCCUUCUUCCACACUGGAGAGGAUGUCUGCCUGGCCUGGGCCUUUAUAAACAUGGCAUUUUGAAUAAUGAAAAGCAAUAUGAAUAUUUGUGCAGUCUUUUUUAGGGUCAUGAGUCAGAACACUCCUAAUAUAAUGAUAUGCCUUUAUGCAUCUUUGAUGAUGUGCUUAAUAAAACACUCAAAAUAAACUGAAAACAGACAUAAACCAUUUUUACUAUAGAGCUCUUUUU